CUUAGCAUGUUUAGCGUGAACAAUGUCUGCUAUGUAGGCUGGUAAACAGGUUCUACAAUGUCACGUGUGAAGAUAUGUAUGUGUUUUUGGGAAAGCCUGGCAGUCAGAAAUAUGCUGAGAUACACAGAGGUACGAAAUCCGAAACUGUACUUUCUCUUUGAUAUAUGAUAACAUAGCAGAAAGAAGCUACUAGCAGGGGGUAAAGAGACAUUCAGAAGGAAGGAAGGAAUGUCGCAAGAAGCAAGUCAGAAACCUAAAUGUCCAGCUCGUCCACCACAACCUGACCCCUCAAAGCUACGAACCUUACGACUUUCCAGGCUCAGGCCCACAGACGAAUUACAAGCUAAAACAUGUAAUCUAUCGCUGGAGAAUCAAAACAUUCCUACAUACAUAGAUGUGUUGUCUGACAAGUCGCCAGCUAAGGAUGUAGCUCCUGCCAGGCCACCACCUCCAGUAUUGACAAGAUCAUUCCUCUAUCAGUCCAAAGAGACAAAGGAUUCAAACAGUCAUGUAGAGACAACGGACAUCGAAAAUACAGAAACACCUUUGUCUAACGGGAACCAUGUGGAAACAGAUGACGGUUCGUCAUACGCCGAUGUUCUUUCCAACGAGAGAAGGCUCAGAAAUCGUCCCACAUCUGUAAAUUCCCCUCCUCCUCGUCCUGUUUUUCCGCCUCGGCUUUCUCUGUCACUUCCACGAAAAUCAGUACUAUGCCAGUCCCAGUCGGCCGGGCCUACUGAACAUGUUUAUGAAAGCAUUGACGAUGUUUUGUCACAGGAUAAAGGUGGAGAGAGAGGAUUAUCCGCUGGCCUAACAAGAAAAGGACGUUUUGCUACUUACCACUCAUGGAGUGAAGCAUUUAGUGUGGAUGGAGACCGCACUGCAAGGGAGCUGGAUAUCUUGUUAGAAUGGUGGAGAAGUAUAGGAGGGUUGGAGAAUCUACAAAGCUAUCAACAAGAGGAAACAAAAUCAAAACCGCUGAUCUCAGUGGCACAAAGAGUAAAAACAGCCAUGCGUCUGUAUGAGCUGCUUUUAAUUCAGCGUUGUACUGACCUGCUAAACCAUGUCACAGAGCUCCACUGCACUGCGGACAGUCUCGUCAAGUCGAAUAAGAAGGCUCGACUUGCCAAGCUCACAGGAGGCACCACUGGUGCGGUUGGUGGUGUUACUAUUGCAGCAGGCCUUGCUCUUGCCCCACUGACCUUUGGAGCCUCAUUGGUGGCAACCGGUAUCGGCGUCGGAAUCGUUGCCGCAGGAGGAGUCGCAGGGGCAUCAGCAUCCUUCAGCAAAAAAAAGAAAGGGAAUUGGUUAAAGGACAAGGUGGAGAAAAUCAUAAAUAGCUACAAAACCCAGAUAGAAGAUAUUCUAGCAUGCCUCAGGUUUAUUGAUAUAGGAAUGGAGCAGCUCAGAAAGGAGGAUAACACCAAGCUGAAUGAAAUGGGUGCUCAGUUGGCGAAAAUAGGCAGAGUUGCUCAGGAAAUGGAAAACAUACACUCCAUGGAUGUCGUAAGUGAUUGUUUUGGCAUCCUGGAGGAUUUGGAUUUCUAUUUCUUAGAGGAGGAUGAUCCAAAAACUAAGAAGAACUCUAACACCCAGCUUGCUCAGAAAGUCUAUGAGGUGGCUGACAAACUCAAAGAGUGUGUGGAUCAGCUGAUACGGAUUAAAAACCUCUUUCGAUCAGUAGAUGAUAGUGUUUGAUUAAAAUGAUACGUUUUGUAA
Molecule: messenger RNA, 1719 nt
Organism: Tachysurus vachellii
Lineage: Eukaryota; Metazoa; Chordata; Actinopteri; Siluriformes; Bagridae
Exons: 9
Coding region: 229-1698 (489 amino acids)
Biological process (GO): lipid transport; lipoprotein metabolic process
Cellular component (GO): extracellular region; membrane
Molecular function (GO): lipid binding
Source: RefSeq, a predicted model, not a curated record